AUGUCGAACAUAAAUCAGAAGAUGGACGUGCAGACAAGUACUGCACUAAAAAAUAAAUAUGAUGCGCUCACGGACCGUACAGAUAUGGAUACUGAUAGGGAGAGUGAGGACUACAGGAAAGUAACACGCCGAAAGAGGGCGAAAAAGAACAAGGAGCCUGAGAAAACCAUUACUAGGUCGGAACCAUCUACCUCAGGCGUCCAAACCGUGACACCCAAGAACACCACCAUGAAAGAGGCAAAAAUCCCACCGAUUAUCAUAAAAGAAAAGAAAGAAAGCGACGCUCUCAGGAGAAGACAAGCGUAUAGGCCAGCACCAACACCAGUGCCACUGACGAGGAGCUUCUCGUCAGCUGUAAACUCCACCAACAAUGGUCCUAACGUCCGACCUGAAUAUCCUCAACUCCCUAUCCCAUCGUCACCAUACAGAUCAAUGGUCCAGUCCUCACGAACAAUGGUCCAGCCUGCAUCAUCACAGAUCCGGCCUGCACUAUCGCAACCACCAACACGGCCUGCCUGCAGCCAACCCGAUCCAGACCUCAACACUCCGGAAGGACUCUUUACUGCUAUGGGCGAGAUCAGGAAGCUAUUUACGGAUCCCCAGCGUAGCAGUGCGGUGCUAUGCUGGGCUACGCUGUUCCUGUCAAUGGCGCUCGGCGCCGCCGGACUGAAAGAGCCACCGGCGGGGACGCCGCAGUUCAGGCGCGACAACGUGGAAUCUCCACCGCGGUUCACGACAGAUUACAUGGAAGCAGUUUUUGGCACGUCCGCACUGCCGUUGCGUGACGCCGUGGAAAGCGUGCCGCAGAGGUUUUUGCUUAGGCAUAACUUGCCGCAACGUUUGCCUUUGCGUGAUGCUGUAGAAAAGGUACCUUUGUGGAGUGCAGAUGAAGCCGAGGAACUUGUUUCGAAUGAGGAUCCAUGGGGAUCUCUAAAAGCUGAAUGGGGGGAAGCAACGAAUGCAGAUAGCGAACCUGCACCAUACAGAUCUGAUAAUCCUUAUCAAAAAAUAAUCAAUUGGCAGCAACCAUUUCCAUCAAAGUUUAAUAUUCGAGGACCAGCUGCAUUAGGAGAGCGUGGACAAUACAGUGAUUCUUUUCAAAAUCUUAUUGACUUCCGAUUGCGACCACCAAUAUACAAAGCACCAGCUGAACGAUUCAAAGUCUUAUGUUACGUGACAAAUUGGGCCUUCUACCGUAAAGGAGACGCUAAGUUUGUACCUGAGCAAAUUGAUACAUCACUAUGCUCCCAUAUUGUUUAUGCUUAUGCCUCAUUAGAUCCAGAAACGCUUGUGACGAGAGAAUUUGACCCUUGGGCAGAUAUUGAUAAUAGUUUAUACUCUCGCAUAACGUCAUUGGACGGUCCAGAGGUAAUUCUCGGCCUAGGCGGCUGGACGGAUAGCGCGGGUGACAAAUACUCUCGCCUGGUGGGCAACGGCACCGCCAGACGUCAUUUUGUCAGCCAGGCCGUUGCAUUCGUUCGAAGAUAUGGAUUCCGGGGUCUUCAGAUCGAUUGGAACUAUCCAGUGUGUUGGCAAAGCGACUGCAAGGCCGGACCAGCAGCAGAUAAACCAAAUUUCACAAAGUUGCUGCAAGAGUUGAGAACGGAAUUCGAUAAGCAUAAUUUGAUACUUGGUGUUGCCAUCUCAGGAUAUAAGGAGGUCAUAACGUCCGCAUACGACUUACGGGGCAUCUCCAAAGCCGUUGACUACAUGUCGGUGAUGGCCUACGAUUAUCACGGAAGCUGGGAAAGUCGUACUGGGCACGUGGCUCCCUUGUACGGUCGCGAACAAGACACGCACCCGCAGUAUAACACGAAUUACACGAUAGAGUACCUCACGCAACGCGGAGCGGCGCGAGACAAGAUGCUGCUCGGGGUGCCGUUUUAUGGACAGAGCUUCACCUUGGCGAGAGAUAGCGGAUCAUCAAGCAGUGGUCGCAGUGAAGGAUCCGCAGCAGCAGGACCUGGGGAAGCAGGCGAAUUCACGAGACAACCAGGAAUGCUUUCGUACUAUGAGAUUUGUCACCGAGUGCGCAACCAGCGAUGGACAGUCGAGCGCGUCGACGGCAGUCCGCAUGCCUCCAACAGAGACCAAUGGGUAGGUUAUGAAGAUCCUGCUUCAGUUAUGGCCAAGGCUGACUAUAUCGUAAGUAACGGAUUAGCUGGAGCAGCUGCUUGGACAAUAGAUCUGGAUGACUUCAACAACAAAUGCUGUUUGGAGCCAUUCCCUUUGUUAAGAGCGUUAAAUAGAGCUUUAGGACGUUUACAAGCCGCACCUAGCGGCGGUGAUUGUUCGAAACCAGCCGCACCGGUUACACCAGCAGCGCCAGUGCUGACAACCGCUGCCGACUCGGGAGCUCCCCAGCACGAUCACACUACACCAUCUUCUGGAAAACCUUCAUCUACCACUUGGCCAAGUUGGAGUCCAAAACCUACAACGGCUGCCAGUUCGACCACUCAUAGACCGCCAACUGACACCACUUCCCGACGGCCAACGACUACCACGAGAAGGCCUACAACCACGAGGAAACCAACUACUACUCGUAGACCAGCCACCGAAAGCGAGCAAGCAGAUCCUGCGGCGCCAACGGUUGGCCAAAGCUGCUCCCCCGGAACACAAUUGCCAGAUCACAAAGAUUGCUCUAAAUAUUACAGAUGUGUUCUGGGUCAACUAAAACGUGAAUCUUGUGCAGGAGGACUUCACUACAAUCGGCAAACUGCCGGCUGUGAUUGGCCUGCUAAUGCUAAAUGCAAACCAUACAGUCCACAAACUACUACCAAAAAACCAAUUGUUGAUGACGACUACACAUCUCAAAAACCGACCAGACCUCCAAGGCCCACCAGAACAACCACAAGAAGAACUACUACUGUUACCACAACCGCCGCACCCACCACAACUACAACGACGACUACAACUGCUAGGCCCACAACCAAGAGACCCACAAGAAGACCGACGCGCAGCACUACUGUUGCUGCUGAUGUUACGGCUACGACAUGGCCUACCAAGAGGACCACAACUAGAAGACCCAACCAAGACUCUCCUUCGAAAUGCAUACCAGGAGAAUACUAUCCUCACGAACAAUGCGACAUGUUCUACAUCUGCGUUAAUGGUCAUCUUCUGCAGCAGUCUUGUGCCCCCGGACUUUUGUGGAGCGAUGCCGACGGCGGUAUGUGCGACUUCGCGGAUAAUGUUUCAUGCAAAAAACGACACAGAAAACGCCACGCUGUCUACUUUGGUACAAAAACUGUAGAAGAAGAUUCUGAAUGCGAUGGUAACGAGCAUCAUCCGUAUCCAGGAGACUGUACCCAAUAUCUCUUAUGCCAAUGGGGAAGAUUGGAGUCAGCUAGUUGUGCUCCUGGUUUGCAUUGGAACCAAAGACAAGGCAUUUGUGAUUGGCCGAAAAACGCUAAAUGUGAAGAACACGAUGAGGAACAACCAGCUUUUGUAGAGGGUUCAUCUCCUAGCUAUCGUCCAACAACUACACGGAGACCCAAACCCACAACGGCACCCACAACUACAAGUAAACCAGUACCGACUACAACCCCCGUACCAUUGGAGCCUCUAUCAGGUCAUUUUAAAAUGGUUUGCUACUUCACAAACUGGGCAUGGUAUCGCAAAGGUAUUGGCCGGUAUUUACCAGAAGAUAUAGAUCCACAGCUCUGCACGCAUAUUGUUUACGGAUUUGCUGUUCUGGACUAUUCUACUUUGACUAUCAAGGCACACGAUUCCUGGGCCGACUAUGAUAAUAAAUUCUAUGCUCGUGUGGUCGCAAUGAAAGAGAAGGGAGUUAAUGUAUCAAUUGCUUUGGGUGGAUGGAAUGAUUCUAUGGGAGACAAGUAUUCUCGUCUAGUAAACAGCCCAACAGCUCGAGAAAAAUUUGUCAGUCAUGUUACAAAUUUCAUCGAGAAACACGGAUUUGACGGUUUAGAUUUGGAUUGGGAAUACCCUGUUUGUUGGCAAGUCGACUGCAAGAAGGGUCCUGCAUCCGAUAAACAAGGUUUUACCGCUUUAGUACGGGAAUUGUCCGCCGUGUUUAAACCACGAGGAUGGUUGCUUUCAACUGCCGUUUCACCGAGCAAAACUGUAAUAGACGCCGGAUACGAAGUGGCUAAAUUGGCUACCUACUUCGAUUGGAUUGCAGUCAUGACUUACGACUUCCACGGGCAAUGGGAUAAGAAGACCGGUCACGUAGCACCCCUGUUCUAUCAUCCUGAUGAUGAUGUUGAUUUCUUCAACGCCAACUUCUCAAUUAAUUAUUGGAUUGAUCAAGGAGCUCCGCCUAGAAAAAUUGUAAUGGGCAUGCCAUUAUAUGGGCAGUCAUUUACACUGGCAGAUUCGAAAACCAAUGGACUCAACGCCAAGGCGCCAGGACCCGGAAAAGCUGGAGAAUUCACAAAAGCUGCUGGAUUCUUAGCUUACUAUGAGAUAUGCGACAGAAUAAAGAACCGUGGCUGGACGGAGGUAUUGGAUCCGGGCAAACGAAUGGGUCCAUAUGCUUACAAAGGCGAUCAAUGGGUUUCCUACGACGAUGUGGAAACUCUUCGACGAAAGGCGCAAUUGGUUCGUCAACUUGGUUUGGGAGGUGGUAUGGUCUGGGCUUUGGAUCUAGACGACUUCAAGAACCGUUGCGGAGAUGGACCGCAUCCACUGCUCAGGGCGAUCAGGAAUACUUUACGUGAUCCACCAGGCGUGCAAGACAAAGAUCCUUCUCAGGCUAUCACUGCCAUUACCACACCCAGACCGGUCAUUGUUCCUAGCAAACCCAUGUCAUCCCGACCAUUUGACGAGCAAAGACUGGAAGAGGAUUUCAAAGUAGUGUGCUAUUUCACAAAUUGGGCUUGGUAUAGACAGGGCGGAGGAAAAUAUCUUCCUUCUGAUAUUGAUAGCGAUUUAUGUACGCACGUCGUUUAUGGAUUUGCAGUUUUAGACAGUGGCACUCUUACGAUCAAACCUCAUGAUUCUUGGGCUGAUUUGGAUAACAAAUUCUACGAAAAAGUUGUGGCGCUGAAAUCAAAGGGUAUCAAAGUGACAUUGGCAAUAGGUGGCUGGAACGACUCGCAAGGAGAUAAAUAUUCUAGAUUAGUUAAUAAUCCUUCAGCACGCCAGAAAUUCGUAGACCACGUCACAGACUUUAUCGAAAGAUACGACUUUGAUGGAUUGGAUCUUGACUGGGAAUACCCAGUAUGUUGGCAAGUGGAUUGUAAGAAAGGUCCGGCAUCAGACAAACAAGGUUUUACUGAAUUGGUGCGUGAAUUAUCAGCCGCAUUUAAACCGCGUGGUCUUUUGCUCUCGACCGCCGUCUCGCCAGCUAAAAAAGUUAUAGAUUCUGGUUACGAAGUUGCAGAAUUAUCUAAAUUAUUCGACUGGAUCUCAGUUAUGACCUAUGACUUCCACGGACAGUGGGAUAAAAAGACUGGCCAUGUCGCUCCUAUGUAUGCCCAUCCGGAAGAUAGCGAUUUAACAUUCAACGCAAACUUUUCGAUCAACUAUUGGUUAAGUCAAGGCGCAGAUAGGAAAAAGAUAAUUAUGGGAAUGCCAAUGUAUGGUCAGUCAUUCUCUUUAGCAGAUAACGCAAAUCACGGAUUGAAUGCACCGACAUAUGGUGGAGGCGAGGCCGGUGAAGCAACCAGAGCCAGAGGUUUCCUGGCUUAUUACGAGAUAUGUAAAAACAUAAGAGAGCGUCAUUGGCAUGUCGAGCGCGAUCGGAGAGGACGCAUGGGUCCUUACGCAUAUUUGCGUGAUCAAUGGGUCUCAUUUGACGAUGUUGAUAUGAUUCGUCAUAAGAGUGAAUAUACUCGUGCCAUGGGGCUUGGUGGUGCCAUGAUUUGGGCGCUUGAUCUCGACGACUUCCGUAAUAGAUGCGAUUGUGAAGAAUAUCCAUUGUUGAGAACAAUAAACCGCGUGCUACGUGGGUACCCUGGCCCAGCACCCAGAUGCAAAUUGGAAACAAAUACAGAAAUUGAUUCAUCUUACAAGCCAACGACCAGUAGGCCGACAACCACCACUCAAUCUUGGCAAAGACCUACGACAACCACAGAAGGUUGGCAAAGGCCAACAACAACCAGAAAACCAGACAUAGUUACUCGCCCACCUCAUGCAGGUACGACUGCUUCUGAUGUAGAAGUUAUUGGAGCAUCUCAGGCAUGUAAAGGACGUGUUUUUGCACCUCAUCCGACUGACUGCAACAAAUAUUACCUUUGUACCUUCGGCGCACCACAAUUGUUAAGUUGUCCCCCGGGAUUGUAUUGGAACCAUGACCGUUGUGAUUGGCCACAUAAUACAGAUUGCACAAAUGAGGUGGAAUCCGAAGUCGCGACAUCAACUACCAAAAAGCCUUUGGAGAUGGAAGUUAUAGAACCUGUGUUUAAACCAGAAGUUGAAGGCAAUUUUAAAGUCGUAUGCUAUUUCACGAAUUGGGCUUGGUACCGCCAGGGUGAUGGAAAGUAUACACCCGACGAUAUUGAUGACAGUUUAUGUACUCACAUUAUUUAUGGAUUUGCGGUACUGGAUGCCGAAACUUUAACUAUCAAACCAUAUGACACAUGGGCCGACCUUGAUAACAAAUUCUAUGAAAGAGUAGUCGCCCUUCGAGCUAAAGGUAUCAAAGUGUCCAUAGCCAUAGGAGGAUGGAACGAUUCGCUGGGAGACAAAUAUUCUCGUUUGGUGAACAAUGCCAUGGCUCGGCAAAGAUUUGUUACGAAUGUUAUCGAAUUUAUACAAAAAUAUAAAUUUGAUGGAUUAGAUUUAGAUUGGGAAUACCCUGUAUGUUGGCAGGUCAAUUGCCAGAAAGGUCCGUCUUCUGACAAGCAAGGAUUCACAGCUCUAGUUCGUGAACUUUCGAAAAUGUUUAGACCACGUGGUCUGCUAUUAUCCAGCGCAGUGUCACCAAGUAAAAUGGUUAUAGACGCGGGAUAUAAUGUUGCUGAAUUGGCAUCUCAUUUUGACUGGAUCGCCAUCAUGACUUACGAUUACCAUGGACAUUGGGAUAAGCACACCGGUCAUGUUGCGCCGUUGUAUUACUAUCCAGGAGACAAAUAUGACUAUUUCAAUGCAAACUUUUCAGUUAACUACUGGAUCGAGCAAGGUGCACCGUCCAGAAAAUUGGUCAUGGGAAUACCUUUGUAUGGACAAUCAUUCACCCUAAGCGAUACUUCCAAUAACGGCUUGAACGCUGAAAGUACUGGAAGAGGAGAAUCCGGUGAAUUUACAAAAGCCGGCGGAUUUCUUGCCUAUUAUGAGAUCUGUGAAAAAGUCCACAAAAGUGGUUGGAAUGUAGUACGAGAUCCUGAAGGGCGCAUUGGACCCUAUGCUUAUAAAGACAAUCAAUGGGUGUCGUACGAUGACGUAGACGAAGUAAAAAGAAAAUCUGCUUUGAUAAGAGACUUGAGCCUUGGAGGAGGAAUGGUCUGGGCUUUGGAUUUGGACGAUUUCCGUAACAGGUGCGAUUGCGGCAAGCACCCACUGCUCAGAACACUAAAUCAAGAACUUCGUGGACAUGAAGAGAUUAUACUAGGAAACUGCACGUAG
This is a messenger RNA of Ctenocephalides felis (cat flea), 7527 nucleotides long. Its product is annotated as probable chitinase 10. The coding region runs from base 1 to 7527 and encodes 2508 amino acids. NCBI's taxonomy places the organism in Eukaryota, Metazoa, Arthropoda, Insecta, Siphonaptera, Pulicidae. The record is from RefSeq and is a predicted model, not a curated record. Gene Ontology annotation, molecular function: chitin binding; chitinase activity. Gene Ontology annotation, cellular component: extracellular region. Gene Ontology annotation, biological process: chitin catabolic process; carbohydrate metabolic process. The transcript is spliced from 31 exons.